Molecule: messenger RNA, 1782 nt
Organism: Macrobrachium nipponense
Lineage: Eukaryota; Metazoa; Arthropoda; Malacostraca; Decapoda; Palaemonidae
Product: glucose-6-phosphatase 2-like
Exons: 8
Coding region: 167-1261 (364 amino acids)
Biological process (GO): gluconeogenesis; glucose 6-phosphate metabolic process
Cellular component (GO): membrane
Molecular function (GO): glucose-6-phosphatase activity
Source: RefSeq, a predicted model, not a curated record
CAUUCGUUGAAACGUCUUGCCUCCCAGUUCGUCGACACCUUGUGAGCUGCCCACUUCGCCCUGCCCGCUCUCUUCUGCUUGGAUCCUAACAACCUCUUGGGUUGUUAGUUGGGGUUAACAUCACUGGCCACCUUGAAGACGUGUCACGCUAUCCGACGAUCUCGCCAUGGAGAAAGCGUUAGCAUUUGUGGAAUCCUAUCACAAAUGGGGAGCCGAGUCCAUAGAGUUCCUUCAGAUGUUACUGCCCGGCCGUGGACCUUUCUUCAUUAGCGUCUCCAACCUUGGCGACCCGGGCUUGGCCUUCACCUUCUACUUCCCCAUCGUCAUCGCCUUGCAUGCUGGUCUCGGCACCCGGUUCAUGUGGUCCAUUGUCUUCUGCGAGUGGUCCAACAUGCUUCUCAAAUGGUUGAUGGUAGGGGACAGACCUUACUGGUGGGUGAACGAGACCAAACUCUAUUCCAAAAGUCGUCCUCCCAUCCUGCUUCAGUUCCCCAACACAUGCGAAACAGGUCCCGGAAUGCCGUCUGGUCACGCUAAGCUCAACGCUGCGAUGUUCUACAUCUUGGUGUCAGCUUUGAAUACGAUGGUUAUUUCCAAGACAACGCUGUUCACAGAUAAUCAGAAGAAACUGGCUAAGCGUUUGACAUGGCUGGCUUACGGUACCUGGAUGGCAUUAGUCAUCAUUGCUCGUGUCUAUGUGGCUGCGCACUUCCCUCAUCAGUGCAUAUACGGAGCUCUGAUUGGUUUCCUGAUCGCAGUGUUAGUGUCGAGGACUCCCUCUCUCCAUGUCCUUUCGAGACGUCAGUAUGUCAUGAUUUCCGCUGCCAUCGUCGUCACAGUCCUCGGGAUGUACUUCGUUGUCUUGGCGAUGGGAAGCAACGUGUUGUGGUCAGUGGAGAAGGCCAUCAAGUGGUGCGUCCAGAGGUCGUACAUUCACAUCGACUCGACUCCUUUCUAUUCCUUCUCGAGGUACUCCGGAGUCUCCCUCGGCCUCGGCCUCGGUCUCUCCUCCAAGUGGUUCAGGAAAACGGAUCAAAGCAGGUUCAAUUACAAAAUGAUAGCGUCCAUGGUUGUCCUGAACUUAGCAGCUAGCGCCACGGGUGUCUAUAUCCACAAGUUACUGUCUCCAGCGAUGUUCGGUUGGUAUGUCGUCGAAUUUACACUGAACGUCGUCGUCACCUUCUUGAUCGUAGCAGUCAUCCCCAAUUUUGUGAGGGCAGCUUCCAACAUGCCGCCAGGCGAUAAGUACAAGAAGAAGUGAGCCCGGAGGUGCGGGAGCUUUCCUUUCUCAGAUGUUUGGAAGCAGAAAACCUGUUUUGUUAUGCUGCUUUGAGAGGAAAAGAAAGAGAGAAGUUGUUUGUUUUAUGUUCUUGUGAGUAACUGUUCAGUUUUGAUGAGUUAAUUUAUUUGAAGGGAAAAAUAUGCAUUAUGAGAAGAUAUUUUUAAAAAAACGGAAAUGUUAGCAUGUCAGGAAUCUUGUUGCCUAUUUUGCCCUUUUUCCAGAAUUUACAGUUGUAUUUCAUUGCACUUUUCCUUAAUUCCAGAAUCCCAGUCAUUGUGAAAUUUGAAAGAAUAAUGAAACAUUUUCUUUUCUUUUGCGUUUAUUGUAGUCCCUAUGGUACCAGUUUCCAGAACGGGAAAGAAAAUAGAUUUUUUUAUUUCUGUUAAUUUAAGAAAUCCCACAGCAACUGGUAGUUAAAAAACAAAUACUCAAGCGAUAUAUAAUUUUGGACCUAUAGGUAACAGUUUCCUACUAUUAAGGAAAUAAAAUAAUAAAAUUGA